AGGUAGAAAAAUCCCCCCGUAGAGAGGGUCGUUUUAACACGGUGAGUUUAUUUCACACGAAGUGUUAUUUAUUAAGUUAAGAGGUAUGUACCUAGGCUAUAAGUGAUUUGUCAGUGACUUGUCGGUGACUUGUUAAUGACUUGUCCUAGUUCCGAUUAUAUGAUCGUAACUCGGCCGACUUCGUGUGAGCUGGUCGGGUUUACCUCCGAGUGCCUCGGAUUUAAGGCAGAAUCACGAAUAGAGGCGGAUAUUUGCCUGGGUAUGCAACCUUUAGGAUCGUAUAAAAGCACGACCUGAAAUGCGCCUGUUUGCCUAUGAAUAUUCUGCUAUCUAAUGAGAUAUUAAAAUGAGCUCGAUCUUGUCUUCGAAGCAGGAGGAUGCGGGCUUGGUGGAAGACUAUCGGCAAUGGAAGGCAAUGGGCCAGGGUGGUACAUCGCGUAACUGGACCGGAUACAUGUCUCAGGUUGCCGCCGGGAAGACUAAGGCAUUUGGUGCCGACGAGACGAUCAAGCCUGGCUUCUAUGAAAACCCUGAGAAGCGAGCCACCGGAUGGAAGAAGGCCACAGAGCAGCAGAAAGCUAAUGCUCGGAAGUCGUUUCUAAAAGAAACUCUUCCGAUACGGCCGGGUCCCCGGGCUAAGGCGAAACCCUAUGUGUUCCCUCAGCGUGAGAGGAAUGCCGACCACCCUCAGGAUCCAGCAGUCAAGCAGGCGUAUCUGGAGGCUUUCGAUAAGCUGUGUGAAAUCAACACGGAUACUGAAUGGAAGACGUCAGUGCUCGAGAAACACGGCCAGGCGCUGUUCGUGAAGAGCUCAGUCCCGCUUUCGCCUCUGGUCGGUCCGUCUUCUCGGGAGAUCUGCCACAUCCACAGCACAGAUCUGUCCGGUCACGUCACCUUGUCAUUCAUAGAUGCGGAGGAUGUUAUAUCGAAAGGUUGGGGGGAACGUCACCGCUUGAGCGGUACAGACUGGAUCCACAUAGGCUUCACGAUGCUCUAUGUGCCGAACACGAUAGAGGAAACAGAAAUUCUUAUAAAGAUCUUCCAGGCCGGCAUUGAUUAUAUGAAGAGCGGUUAACUUACAGAUUCUGGGUACGUUCAGGGCU
Daldinia loculata is the source of this 1103-nucleotide messenger RNA. RefSeq lists its product as uncharacterized. NCBI's taxonomy places the organism in Eukaryota, Fungi, Ascomycota, Sordariomycetes, Xylariales, Hypoxylaceae. The transcript is spliced from 3 exons. The record is from RefSeq and is a predicted model, not a curated record. Bases 347 to 1075 code for a protein of 242 amino acids.